CAUUUCUUUCUCCACUCGUACAACACACACACACACACCACUCCUGUCCUGCUGCUACCACCACCAUCCGAUCCGGACACCGGCCCGGCGGGCGUUUCUCUCUCCUCUCCCCCCGCGCUUUUAUAUAAGCCAUGGGUGGCGCACUCGGUGCCGGGCAUCAGCUGCUCGCCAAGAAGGCCAGGCCAUCCAUCUCUUCUUUGUAGUAGUGCGCGCUGCUCGCUUGCACUAGCUAGCCAGCGGCGCACAGCCACAGUGCACCACCUCUCGCCGCCGCAGCAGCAGCAACGGGAGCGGCGAGAAGCUAGCUAUAGCACAGCGAACUCGAGCCUGUAACUCCCUUACACACAGUAGAGAAGCAGUACAGCCGCCGGUAGAGAUAUAUAGACAGCGGCACCGAGAGUGAGAGAGGCAUCAGCCAUGACGAUGAGGCAGUCGAGGUUCAAGAGGAUCUGCGUCUUCUGCGGCAGCAGCCAGGGGAAGAAGCGGAGCUACCAUGACGCCGCCAUUGAGCUCGGCAACGAGCUGGUGGCCCGGAGCGUCGACCUGGUGUACGGAGGCGGCAGCAUCGGGCUGAUGGGCCUCGUCUCCCAGGCCGUCUACGACGGCGGCCGCCACGUCAUCGGGGUCAUUCCCAAGACGCUCAUGACACCAGAGAUAAGUGGCGAGACAGUCGGGGAGGUGCGCCCGGUGGCCGACAUGCACCAGAGGAAAGCAGAGAUGGCGCGGCAGUCCGACGCAUUCAUCGCCCUGCCUGGAGGGUAUGGGACGCUGGAGGAGCUGCUCGAGGUCAUCACGUGGGCGCAGCUGGGCAUCCACCACAAGCCGGUUGGGCUGCUGAACGUGGACGGCUACUACAACUCGCUGCUGACCUUCAUCGACAAGGCCGUGGAGGAGGGCUUCAUCAACCCCAGCGCCCGCCGCAUCAUCGUCCUCGCGCCCACCGCGCAGGAGCUCAUGGACAAGCUCGAGGAGUACGAGCCCUACCACGACAGGGUGGCGUCCACGCUCAACUGGGAGAUGGGCCACCAGCUGGGCUACUGACACUAUACUGCUGCUACCCACGCAAAGAGCCGCCAGAGCCAGCGCGGCAACGCCUGAAGCAGCCAAACAACGGGGCAGGCGAUUGCGACAUUUGAUCAUCGGUGAAUUAAGGAACAAGAUUAGCUAGCGCCGUCAUCGGAUUGGGAUUUUUCUUCUGUUUUUUUAACUUGAUGCAGAUCGGUUUGGAGUGCCGGCCGGAGGGGGAAAAAAAGAGAAGGGUUUGGUUGGUGUAGCCGGAGUACGUACGUACGGUUUUGUAUAUGAUGCCUUGUGUUUGCUUCCACUGGGGAUGAUGGAUAAUGGCUUGCAGUGUUGUCUGUAGUAGCAGUAAAAAGACUUGACCGGUUCGCCCCCUCCCUGGUGUACGUUCUAGUAAUAGUAUUAGCAGCCAGUACCUGCUAUGUAUGUUAGCUUCAAGAUGUAUGCUGAAUUCGAUUGAAUACAGCAAAUCAAACUCAGCAAGUGUGUAAUACAAUUCAGUGCAUGCAGAUCUUUUGGA
This is a messenger RNA of Sorghum bicolor (sorghum), 1540 nucleotides long. Its product is annotated as probable cytokinin riboside 5'-monophosphate phosphoribohydrolase LOGL10. The record is from RefSeq and is a predicted model, not a curated record. Gene Ontology annotation, biological process: cytokinin biosynthetic process. The transcript is spliced from 7 exons. Gene Ontology annotation, cellular component: cytosol; nucleus. Lineage: Eukaryota; Viridiplantae; Streptophyta; Magnoliopsida; Poales; Poaceae. The coding region runs from base 418 to 1041 and encodes 207 amino acids. Gene Ontology annotation, molecular function: hydrolase activity, hydrolyzing N-glycosyl compounds.